Messenger RNA from Malus domestica (apple), 1693 nucleotides. The record is from RefSeq and is a predicted model, not a curated record. Lineage: Eukaryota; Viridiplantae; Streptophyta; Magnoliopsida; Rosales; Rosaceae.
UGUCACUUUAUAUAUGGGCUCUGUGGGGUGGGGGGGAUUUGCGACUUGGAUAUUUCAAAUGAGCUCAAUAGGUUGUAUCAAGUGCACAAAUGAGCUCAAUAUGGUUCAUCGGUUAUAGAGAAUUAGAAUUUGCAACUUGGAUAUUUCAAAUGACUAACAAACAGUAAUCAAUUUAACUUUUCUUCCCUGUCAGUUUUAGUGCCUUUUCUUUUCUUAUUACUUUUAGGAGUUAAUUUUUGAGAUAUUUUAUGACUAACAAACUUGAAUUUUUUGCUAUUUAGUAGUGAAUUUGUAGCACAGUGGAAAUAUGUGGAAUGAGGGCGAUGUCUUCUACUUGCUCAUCCAAAGGAUUAUUAAGGUCUGGAAAAACUGAUUAUGGUUGUAGUAGGUUGGUCUGAAUUGCAGGAUUAUUAAGGUCUGGAAAAGUUGCAGCCUGAGAUGGACCAACUAUCUGAGGCCAAACUUGAAGAGAGGUCUUUUAUCAUAAUAUGAGGAGAAGAUAUGCGGGAUGAAGAGGUGAGCGAGAGAAACGUGACAUAUUUGGGCAGGGCUUGGAGAGGCAAACCCCAUAUGGUGUAUGCCUACACCAACAUGACCAAGGUGGUUAACCCUGCCGGCUGGAGCGACGAUAACCACCCUGAAUGUAACAACAAUGUGGCCUGCGAAGAGUACAAGUGCAUAGGUCCAGGUUCAAGUACAUAUAAUGAGAGAAAUUUGAGCAAAGAACUGACUGACAAACAAGUCAAGCCUUUCAUUAGCCUUGGAUAUAUUCAGGAUCGAAACAAAGUGAAAGCUUUUGACUGUGAAUUUUACAACUGCUGCCUUGCUGCUUUGUUUAGAUUGGACUCUCAUUACAGCAUUGUAAUCUGCUCUUGCUGCUGCGUUUUGAAUAAACACUUUGUUACGCUUGAAACAGUGGGUCUCGCUGCAACGCGCGAGGCUUAUUUUCUAGUUUUCUCUAAAACACAGAUGCAGAUAAGAAUAAAGAAAAAAUUUCUGUUAAAGACUCUCCGAUGACUCAUCUCACAAAAGUAGAGGCUGCUCAGGACUCUCAGACUCAACUCCAGCUCGAGGAGAAGAAUACUCUUCCAGCUAUUCUCGAGGACAAUAAUCCCACAUGCCUAGCCCGUCCUAAACUCAUAAUCAAGCUAGGCACAUUUUCCUCUAUGCCGACUACUUGUCGAAUUUGCUCUGAGUAUGGACACUUUCCUGGUAUGUGCCCCUGGAGGAAACGGCUCCCAAAAGGCGUCACCCAGGUUGGCAAGGGCUAUGUAGUAGAGUGGGGGCGUGCUGUUCGCCUUAAGUGUGUAUAUUGUUAUGAGAUUGGUACCCACAUGCUUAAUGACUGCCCGCAUUUUAAAAAACUACUUGACGAAAAUGGAGGGGAUGCGCCGUUGCACCCCUGUUUGCUCGAUGAUAUACCACUUGCUGAUUGCUGAAGUUGAGGGCUGGGUGCAUGUAUGCAGCAGCUGUUGAAUUAUCGUUUCAUUUUAGUGCUUAAACCGAACCAUACCAAUCUUAAUUGUUUUGGCAAGUGGUUUUCAAAAUUCUUAGGAUGUUGUUAACUGAACUGAUCCGAAUAUAUUUAUUUUAUUUUUUAGUCAUAAUUAAUAUGUGUAGUAAUAUAAAUAAUUAGAUAUUUAAGAGUUACUGUGUAUUCACCGCAUGAAAAUAAAACUUGGUUAGUUUAAGA